UAAGAAGUGGCGAGCUGAUUUAUUGUCCAUUGGGCUGCUAGUGUUAAAUUAGAGCUUCAUAUGGAAUGACAGGAUUACAAGAUGAUCCGGUGCUUCCUAAAGGUUCUGUGGGACCUCCUCCUUACUAUCUUUGGGCUCAAGGAACGGGUUCUGCAGACACACAACAUUCAAGCGCCUUCGGUGAAAAGAGACAACAGCAAGAGACAGGAUUCAGCUAAGAAGAUACUUCCCUUCACGUCCUGCAACACACAAAGCAGCAUAGACAAGAUGUCACAACUCGUCCCAUCAGGUGGCAGCACUGUUGUAGCUCAAGAGCAGUCUUCCAGUGUCGCAUCCUCCUCCUCCGAGGUAACGAAGGAGAUCGGGAAUACGAAGAUCCAGGAGAAGUCCAGCGAAUUUCAGUCGGAAGAGGUCUCAAAGCUGGUGCAGGAGAGUAACCGCUCCAUCAGCACCUCUUCGACCCACAUAGUUUCCUCUUCUACGAGCAGCGUGUCGUCAUCUGUGACGGCAAAGCAUGUAUCCUCCUCGUCCAUCGGUAUCGAGGGGUCCUCGCAGGACAAAGCCUUGGACGCAAACGGAAACCAUAUGCCAGAAGCUUCAUCAAUGCUGCCAUCUGGCGAUCCGGCACCUCAGCAGCAGGUUUACGAAGCAGAAUCCUCCCAGGAAUACUUCAAGAGGGAGGAAGACGGCAAGGUUUUAGAGGAGCACUCUGCGUCUGCGCAACAGGAAACCGUAACAGGCAACUUGGAGCCCAGAGAAACAUCAGAGCCCGUUCAAGAAGCAACAGCGGCCAAGCAACAGGAGGAAACCGUUGUAAACGGUUCCAGAACCACGGAAAUUCAGCAGGAGAGUAUCAAGAACACACUGAAAGAAAUCAUUUCAGAGAUCGAGGAUGCCGUGGUCUCCGAAGUCAUCUCCGACAGCAGUGUUGUCACAAAUAAGGUCACGGAAGAGACCGAGGGCACGGAGGAGGAAAAAGUCACUAAAAGGUUUUACGAUAAGCAGACUUCUACUUCGACCUUGGAGGAGAGCAUCAACGCCAGUAAACAGUUAUUUGACCUCCCUUCCUAUCUGUUCGAGCCAGGAAAGAGACAUCUAUCGCUGCCACCGCUGAACUUGCUCCAUCUUUGGCAAAGUAUCCAGAUUUCUCAGGAACUCAAUCAGGUGCUCGGAAACAAAAAGACUACCGCCCCCAGUCAGCAAAAUGGUGAGGCACACGUAACCAACGGCGACUCGACUCAGGCACAGCAGGAUGACAGCCAGCCCGGUGAUGGCCUCUUUCACCAGAAGCCUAUCGACCUGGAGAAGCUGUUCACUCCAGCAUCCGACUCUGGAGAGGCCACGCCUUCCAGGAAUAGGAAGAUGUUCGCCUCGUCCAGUUUCUACAAGCCCAGCCUGCACCCGACAGUGGAGGACCAAGUGGAGCUGGCAAGACGCAUCUCCCAAUCCCUGAGUGACAUCAGCAACCAGCAAAGCAAGGGCCAGUCCAUGUAUGUGAAUAGGAAGAAGCGUUCGGUCAAAUGGGUCCACGAGGGCUUGGAAGAUGGGGGCAAGAGCGAGACAGAUGUCCCAGAAACACCAGGAGACGAAAAUCUGUCUUUCAAGAAUCCAAAUAUAGGCCCACAGGAAAUGAAAUUCCAUGAUGAAAACAGAUCAAUCCUGAAGCUCGUUAUGGACCCCAGAGGGCAGGUUCAGGACCUCAACAGCCUCAGACGUCAAGGUUACAACAUCGAAACUGGUUCCAUGAGCCCUGAGGUUGCUUUCGACCUGGUGCGCGAUCUUAAUGCCCCAAAAGGAAAAGGCGCGGAGCUAUUUGCAAAACGUCGGAAGAAGUCCGAGAAAUGGGUGGUUGAUGAGACAACAGUCAAGUCAGCGUCCUCCAGCAACAUCACCACAACGGAGCUGAUAUCGACAUCCUCUACCGUGACCCAGCAGCAGCAGGGGAGCAAGCUGCCCCCCAUACCAACGUAUCUCAAUGAGUCUACAAAACGAGUUGAGGUCAUGCAGAAACUCAACGAGAUCCAGGAACGGUUCACGCAGCCCAGAAUACGGAUAGUGAAGUCACCAUGGGAGGCUGCUCUUGAAACAGGUUCAGUUGACACGGCAUUUCAAGAGGUUCCACCCGUUCUGACCCCUCGAGGUUUUGUAGCUGCUCCUACACAGGACACAUUUGAGUCUCUGUACAACAUGCCACAGCCUCAACAGCAAGCCUCCACCACAUCAAUCACCAAGAAUGCUUUCAACUAUGAACCACCCCCUGCUGUCCCUGCCAAGACACACACACUCACCUACCAACAGAGGAUUUCAGAGCCUCGGAAGGAGUUUCUGUACAAACCGAAGGCACCCCAGGGAUGGAAUGUUGGGCAGCAGCAGCAAACAUAUGGGUUUAAGGAGAUUAACUUGUCAACAUCUGCAACACAACCAGCAAAAUCAACUGCUACUGCUAGUGCAACUAACAGCUUAGCUGAAGAAGUGAUUUCUACUACUAGCAUAUCUGCUGCUACUAGUGCACCAGCCACUGUCCCCACCCCAACAUUCCGACCAUCUACUCCCUUUUCUGUGUACAUCCCAGGUACACCCACUGCGGGCAGUCCCCCACAAACUCCUGUCCUGACCACAGCUACAGCCCCACCCCCAGCCUCCACCGGAAAUGUGGUACCAUCAAGCAACACAGACAUACCAAGCAUGACAAGUACAGAAGACAUAAAAGUGGUGAAGGAAUAUUUGGAACAGAAUCGUCCUUCUCAGACAAAGCAAGAAGUUUCAAUAGCACAAGAAGAUAUACAAACUCAGCAGGAGGACUUUACUCAAAUUGAGACAAGGACUGAAAAUAUCAUGAGCUUCCACCAAAGCUCAGUGCAACAGGAGCAGGUCUCAGGCAGACCAAACUUCAAGAUUGAGGAACAAAGUCUUGGUCAUAUAACAGAUCCAGAAUGCAGUUUCGCACACAUUCAAAGUGGGUCAGAACAUGCUGGUGCAUUCCCAUUCACUGAUGAGGACAUACCCCAAGUACAAGCUGCAAGCAGCAAAACAUCACAGCAUAACAGCAGCUCAGUUGAGUACUCCAAAAUUUACAGACAUGAGGUGAUUAACGAGGAAAGUGAUACUCUGUACAAGACAAAACCAAUCAAAUCACUAAUCCAGACUUUUGAGCAAAACAGCAGACCUCCUAUGAAAUAUAAACAGAUUCAGAAAGAGGGGGCCAAUAUCGUGAAGAACAUGCCGGCACAACACAAAAGGGAAGCAGCACCCUCACAAGCUCCCAUUCUUAAUGGUAAUAUAUAUUACGUUGCAAGUACACAUGUUGAGACAAGGCAAUUUGGGCCACAGCCAGCUGAGAUUACAACACAAAAGGUGAAAGGAUAUGAAACUUCUGAAACUCAGUUUCAGAAAUUCUCAUCAUUCGUAUCAAGUGAGCAGCAACAGAUCUUGAACAAGAGACAGGAACAAAGCUCUUCCAUCCAAACCUUCCAAUCCAAGUCUCUGCAUUGCUCAGAAGCGAGUCAGCAGCAGCUUCUAACACAAAUAACAGGGUCUGCUCCAGUUGCUGUCCCGGCCACCAUGAAUUAUUUGAGUCAGAGGCAAGAACCACCUGCACCAGCUGUUGGUCCUGCUACCACAUUAACACCAAGCAGGAACUUCUAUGCCAAACUGAACAACUACAACACUGCAGCACGAGGAUGGGGGCAGGGAUUUGACUAUUACAGGCCCGUCACUUUCAACCCAACCAAGCAAGCGUACACAGCGUAAGUGACAGGCUGACUACCCUAGCCUCAUAUUGUCAACAAAAGAAUCUAUACAGCUACUGGCUCUUACAGCCACCAUCAACUUUGAUGUAAUUCUCCACUAAGUUUCAGUAGCAAUACCAGCACAACAUGGAAAACCAAACAAGAUAGAACAGAAUAUCAUAGGUAAGAUUCAGCUCCGUUACAUACAUAAAGUGUCACAAAAACGUCCGACACUUUAGAAGUGAAACUGUUUAUAAAAUCAUUGUCCCAAGCAAAACUACUACUUAAGGCAGCAAGAUUUGAAAUAUGUUGAGUGUUCAUCUUUUUAUCAAGAUUACAGAAUUUACAGACUGACAAACCACGCUGUGUGAAGUUAUACAUAUACAGUCCCACUAAACAUAAUCUUUUAAGAUGACAAUUCAAAGAAAAGUCAGAAUUUAAAAUCUGUACAAAUACUAACUAGUGUUUUUGUGUUUUUAAGAUGUGGCUGAAUAAAGUAACGAUGGCCUACUGCUAGGAGACCACAAUUAUUUAUAACAACAUUUACCAGAGGGCUACAAGUUCUCAUGAAACAUGUGAUAUUUAAUACUCAAAACCAAAAAUCAUGUAGUAUCUUGUGUAGAGCUCUAAUCACAGAAAACAGAUAAAAAAAUUAAAAUGGCGCCACACUCUGUGAUUAACCCUUUGAUAAGUAUGUAUGUACAUACACGUGUACAUGUAAGUAUGCUGAAUAGAUUAUCCACAUACUAUUACAAUUUCUAACUAUCCUUUAGCUAAGGUGCACAUACCUUAUAUUUGCUCGGUUUCACAAAUCCAUCAUGUGCUGCUACCUUUAGUUAAUCACUGAGACUAAUUUUGACUGUAUAUUUUUAGAUUAUGAAGUUACUAAAUAAAUAAAAAACAGUGGACAUAACUACUUGCAGCCAUGAUGGGAUAAGGAAAUGAAAAAUGAAUAUUUGAAGAGGUAUGUGAAAUUCCUACCAAUUUGGAAUUGUAUAAUAAAGACAUGUGAUUGUGAUAAAUGAGAUCACAUGUUGUGGACCAAAUCUGAUUAUUACGGAAAUUCUCAAAAUGUGAAAUAAGAAAAAGUUCAUCCAUACAAUCUGGCAGAUGAAAUAAUCAAAGGGUAACAUAAAUAUAAAAAGGAAUAUGAAUAUAAUACAAUGCUGUAAACAUAUUUAUAAUGAUACGUACAAUACCCCAACUUCAGAGUUAUUAUAAAACAUUACCUCCAUUUAUACUACCUAAACCAUCAAGUACAACUUAUGUUGUAUUUGUGUUGUGUUGUGGGUUGUAUCUGAUGGUUGUGAUAAUAUAAAUGUAGAUACUUAUACCAUAAAAUGGUAAAAUGGAUGUUAAAUUUAUUAAAAAAAUUAAUUGAAGACUUUGCAGCAUAAAUAAAAGACUUGACACCAAUAGAACUUAUCAGUUUUUAUCAACAAACUGCAGAGAUCUGAAAUUAUAUGUACAUAAGUGCUUUAUUUUGUUCAUGUUAUUGUUGUAAGAAAAUUAUAAUUGUUGAUUAUAUUAAAGAUUCAUAUUUCUUUGUGUGUUCUGCAAAAAAAAAUUGUUUCCUCUAAAUCCAUGAAUUGUUAGUUUACAUGAGAAAGAGAAGAACAUUUUACUUUGUAACAAAUAAAAGUGAUGUAGGACAGAAUUUUAGUAUCUUAUUUCUCCACAAGUUAACAAAACAUUGCAUUAUUAGAAAAAUAUGUUAUGUGAACUUGGAAUAUUGUUCAACGACAUUCUGCUUACUGUGUCUGUGUUAUAAAGAUUUGUGAAUUAUGACUUUAGCAAACUAAAUUUUUAUUACUGUUGAAAUUUGAUCAUGUAAUGAAGUGAACUUGUGCUAGUACUAGGUACAGAUUUCACAUAUUAUACCUUUAUCUUCUAUACCUU
This is a messenger RNA of Cryptotermes secundus, 5627 nucleotides long. RefSeq names its product probable GPI-anchored adhesin-like protein PGA55. Gene Ontology annotation, molecular function: actin binding. Gene Ontology annotation, cellular component: Z disc; nucleus; actin cytoskeleton. The record is from RefSeq and is a predicted model, not a curated record. The coding region runs from base 82 to 3750 and encodes 1222 amino acids. NCBI's taxonomy places the organism in Eukaryota, Metazoa, Arthropoda, Insecta, Blattodea, Kalotermitidae. Gene Ontology annotation, biological process: positive regulation of actin filament bundle assembly. The transcript has 17 exons.